Lycium barbarum (goji berry) is the source of this 3255-nucleotide messenger RNA. RefSeq lists its product as uncharacterized. Lineage: Eukaryota; Viridiplantae; Streptophyta; Magnoliopsida; Solanales; Solanaceae. The record is from RefSeq and is a predicted model, not a curated record. The coding region runs from base 1 to 3255 and encodes 1084 amino acids. The transcript is spliced from 8 exons.
AUGGAUUUACCAAGGUAUAGCGAAGAGUAUAGUGACGGUGUUCAACGUUUUUUGGACUUCGCUUAUUCUGAUGGAGAUCCUCAAGGUGAAGAAAUUCAAUGUCCAUGUGCAAAGUGUUGUAACAUCCCUUGGUGUCGAAGAGGUGUAGUAUAUAAUCAUCUAAUAUGCUACGGUUUUGUUAAAGGUUACUCAAGAUGGAUUAACCAUGGGGAAUGGGACUUUCCAAUGGAAGUUGAUGAUGAAGUUAACUUAUAUGAUGACAUCGAUGGGUUGUUGAAUGAUCAAUUUAGAGAUAUUACACAAGCUGAAGGAGUUUAUGAAGGCCAAAAUGAAGAUGCCAAAAAAUUCUAUAAGUUAGUUGAUGAGGCAAGCCAAGAAUUAUAUCCUGGUUGUAAAGGAUUCUCUAAAUUAUCAUUCACAAUUCGACUAUAUUUGUUGAAGUGUCUACAUGGAUGGAGUAAUGCAUCCUUUACUUCCCUCUUGGAGUUGUUGAAAGAGGCGAUGCCUGAGUUGAACAUUCCUUUAUCCUAUAAUAAAGCCAAGUCUAUGGUAAAGGAUCUAGGUCUUGAUUAUAAAAAAAUUGAUGCAUGUCCCAAUGACUGCAUGCUGUUUAGGAAUGAACAUAAAGGUGAUGAAAAUUGUCAUGUUUGUGGAGCUUCACGAUAUAUUGAGUAUCCUGAAGUAGAUAGUGAGCUUCAGUCUUCCAAAAGAUCUCAUCGUGUUGCUGCUAAAACUUUGAGACACUUUCCAUUAAUUCCUAGACUCAAAAGGCUAUUUAUGUGCUCAAAGACAGCGGAUAAAUUGAGGUGGCAUGACGAGGAGCGGUCCAAAGAUGGAAAGUUAAGGCACCCUGCUGAUGGCCAAGCAUGGAAAGACUUUGAUAGCCUUCAUCCAGAUUUUGCAAAAGAUUCUCGCAAUGUGAGACUUGGCUUGCCAUUAAUAGAAGAGUUGAAGGUAUUGUGGGAGUUAGGGGUAGACACAUAUGAUGCUUCGAGAAAUCAAACCUUUCAAAUGCGAGCAUCUCUUAUGUGGACAAUUAAUGACUUCCCUGCAUAUGCUAUGUUAUCCGGAUGGAGUACAAAAGGAAAAUUGGCUUGUCCUUGUUGUAAUUAUGGCACUAAUUCUUGCUAUCUGAAACAUAGCCGGAAAAUGUGUUACAUGGACCAUCGUGUUUUUCUACCCAUGGAUCAUCCAUGGAGAUCUAACAAAAGGUCUUUCAAUGGAAAAACAGAAUUUAGGCCUCCUCCACAAUUGUUAAAGGGAACCGAUGUGUUUAAUAUGUUACAGAAUGUUGAAAAUGUGUUUGGGAAGAAGCAAAAGAAAUCAAAUCACAACUCGCUUCGCCACAACCUUGAUGUAAUGCAUAUUGAGAAGAACAUAUUUGAUAACAUAAUAGGAACACUUUUGGAUAUAUCUGGCAAGACGAAGGAUCAUGAAAAUGCUCGUUAUGACCUCAAAGAGAUGGGCAUUAGGAAAAACCUUCAACCAAAAGAUACAAAGGAUGGCAAGAAAAUAAAGCUUGCACAAGCAUGCUACUUUAUGACUAAGGGAGAAAGAUCUACUUUUUGUGGUGUUUUAAAGAAUGCAAAGCUACCUGAUGGUAGUGCUUCGAACAUUUCCCGAUGUGUGCAACCAGCCGAAAGAAAAAUAUCUAAUUAUAAGACCCAUGAUGCCCAUUUCAUGCUACAUUACUUGUUGCCAAUACCAAUUAAAAGCAUACUUCCUGAUCAUGUUGCUAUUCCUUUUAUUCGUCUAAGCUCCUUUUUUCGUCGUUUAUGUCAAAAGGUUAUCACACCAGAGGAUCUAGAUUGUUUGGAAGCAGAGAUUAGAGAAACAGUGAGCCAAUUGGAGCGAAUUUUUCCUCCUUGUUUUUUUGAUAUAAUGGUUCAUUUGGCUAUCCAUUUGCCAAACGAGCUAAGAUUAGGAGGUCCAGUCCAGGGCCGAUGGAUGUAUCCUCCUGAAAGAUUUAUGUGUAGGUUCAAGUCGUAUGUUCGUAACAAAAACCAUGCAGAAGGAUCCAUUGCUGAAGCAUAUCUAGUUGAAGAGUGUCUAAAUUUAUGCUCAAGAUACUUACAUGGUGGUGUACAUACUAGAUAUAAUAGAAGAUCCCGAAACAAUGAUGAAUGUGGUUCAACUGAUGCACAAACUUGUAGUUUGUUCCCUGACAAAGGUUGUCCUUUAGGAGGGAAAAUGGGUGAUCCAGAUGAGCUAGAUGACAAGUCACUAAAUCAAGCACAUAGAUACAUAUUGAGCAAUUGUGAAGAAAUUCAAGAUUAUGUCAGAGAGCACGAGCUUGAAGUUAAUAGUCAUGAGCGAAGAUCUAAAUGGAGAAAGGCCAAGACUCAUAGUCAAAACUUUGCUCAAUGGUUUGAAAGCCGUGUUUUGCAUGACGAUGUGCCUGAUUUGAUAAAACAAUUGUCUAGAGGACCAAGUUCAAUUGCUAAAAGAUACUCUGGGUAUCUCAUUAAUGGAUAUAGAUUCCAUGUGAGGCAGCGUGAUGUAAGGAGAAAAACACAAAAUAGUGGUAUUACAUUAGUUGCACUAACUACAAGUUUUGCAAGCUCAAAGGAUAAAAAUCCAGUUGAUGCAAAUGUGACUUAUUAUGGUCAUUUUAAGGUUGUGUUGUUUAAGUGUGACUGGUAUGAGGCUGCAGAAGAUACUUACGGUCUUACUUAUGUCUACUUCAACAAGAGAUGCUAUCAAGAAGAGCCCUUUGUGCUAGCAUCACAAGCACACCAAUGCUUCUAUGUGCAAGAUCCAUAUGAUCAAGAUAAACACUACGUUAUGAAGACCGUCCCGAGAGACUUGUUUAGCAUAAGUGAUCAACUAGAAUCUGAUGCUCCUCACUGUUAUGGAGAUGAGUCGUCUGAACAUUCGAUGGCCCCGUCUAUACCAAAUGAUAAUGGUGAAGUUGUUUUAGUAAGGAGUGAUGUACCUGAAACCAUUAUUGAUGUGCCUCUAGAAGGAUUUCUUGCGCAACAAACUGAAAUUGGAUCUGGAGAUGAGUUUGAUGUAUUUCAGCAUUUCCGUACUAAGUUUCAGCAUUUUAGUACAGCUGUGUUUCAGCAUUUCUGUAGUGUUGUGCUUCAGGAGUUUUUCAGCAUUUCGUUUCAGUAUUUUUGCACUGAAUUGUCUGCAUUUUCUGCACAGCUUUUUCAGCAUUUCUGCACAGUUUUUCAGCAUUUCCGUACUAAGUUUCAGCAUUUUAGUACAGCUGUGUUUCAGCAUUUCUGUAGUGUUGUGCUUCAGCAGUGA